Molecule: messenger RNA, 12276 nt
Organism: Choloepus didactylus (southern two-toed sloth)
Lineage: Eukaryota; Metazoa; Chordata; Mammalia; Pilosa; Megalonychidae
Gene: DSE
Product: dermatan sulfate epimerase
Exons: 5
Coding region: 8441-11314 (957 amino acids)
Molecular function (GO): chondroitin-glucuronate 5-epimerase activity
Source: RefSeq, a predicted model, not a curated record
UCACUAUUACAAGGAGUUACUAAUAGAGGGGUAUAUGGUAAAAAUGUACCUAUUGCAAACUAUAGACUAUAGUUAUCAGUAAUAUCUUAAUCAUCUUUCAUCAGCAGUAACAAAUGUACCCCACCAAUACUGUGGGCCAGUAAUGGGGAGGGAGAAUAAAGAAAUAUGGGAGGAUUUGUGUUUUCUUUUUUCUUUUUAUUUCUUUUCUGGAGUAAUGAAAAUGUUCUGUAAUUGAUCAUAGUGAUGUAUGUACAACUAUGUGAUGAUACUGUAAGCCAUAGAUUGUAUACUUCAGAUGGUUUGUAUGGUUUGUGAAUAUAUCUUAAUAAAGUUACAUCAAAGAAAAAAAUAGUUUUAGCCACAAAUUCAAGGAGUUAAUGUAUGUUGGCAUUUGUGGGAAAUGGAAAAAAGUAUUUUGAUCAGAUGAUAGCUUUUUAAAAAUUAUAUUUAAAUUCAGAAAUAAUUUUUUUCAUUGUUUAAAUUUUCUCAGGACUGAUGUUUCCGUAUUUGGAAUAUUUUUCUGACUGUGUAGCAUAUAUGUAUAUCAGUGUGCUGUUUCAAUAAGUUUUAUCUAUGUAUACAAACUUCAAGGUUCUGAGGAAGAAAUAGUAUUAAAUUUAAAGACUUCUUUUCCCCUGAGAUGAGUUCACUUACUUGGAGUAUGUAGAUUGAAAAUUAUAAAUGUGCAGUGAAGCAGGAAGAAGGAGAAAGCUCUUGGCAUCAGAUACUUCAUAUUUGUUAAAAUAGUUGAUAUUUUUAGGCUCUUGGGGUAUCCAAACUUACGAAUAAAUAGCAUGUUGUACCUAUUUUAAAAAUAACUUUUCUAUGAGUGAUAGUUUUGUGAGUGCAUCCUCCUGGUGUCCUGGGGCACUUCCUCCAAGUUGGGCUGACUUUGCAGUUCUCAUUGAGAAGAUAACUGCAAGCAUUCAUCAAGCACUGUCUAAAUCCUAGGAAGUGUACUGGCUAAUUUAAUCUCAGCACCCCUAUGAGGAAGGUACUAUUAUUUUUUACAAUUUUACAGAGGAAACAGGGACAUAGCUAAGGAUGUGGUGGCACUGAUCGUCAACCCAGGAAGUCUGGCUCCAGCUUGGCUCUCAACCUCUAACACUGUUCUGACAUGAAGAAUGAUAACCAGAUUUUUUUUUUUUUGAACACCAACUUUAAAGCGCUAUGUGUUUUAUCUCAUUUAAUGUCCCAGCUAGCCCAAAUACUAUGUUUAUCUUCCUUUUAAAUGAGGAAAUAGGUUUAGGUAAUUGGCUUGUCCAGAGUCUUACAGUGCUGAAACAAGCUACUCCAACCCGGAUGUCAGCCCUUAAUCGCCUCACCGAUCUGCCUCAUGAAUCCUUUGCAGGAAGAUAAUUUUUUUUUUUGGUUUUCAUGAGCACUUCAUGGUUUAGUUUAACAGUUAUUUAAAACUGUAUGAAGUUGGAAUUUAGCUUAUGGCUUCCUUAUGUUUAUUCAUCUUCUUUUCUGUGCUUUUUUUAGCCAGUGAUGCCACAGAAGUGUGUUUUCAUGCUUAAAGGUACAGUUGAGAAAGCUGAAGCUGGUCCUUCAGACCUUUGCAGAAAACCUGGGUUACUUACUGUUUGGAGAAAUUUUAAUGAAAGAUUGCUAAUUUUCUUCUGGGGUCAGGCACAAUAGGCUAAAGAAAUUGCUUUUGACUGAGGGAGGAUGCUGUUAAUCUUUAUUGUCAAGCAUUGUGGUACAAAUUCUAUGAAAUAUCAGAGUAUAAACUAAAUUUAUAAUGAAGUUAAAAGAAGAAAACCUUAACCAAAAUCUUAAAAUAACACUAGUUUCUUUGAUGUUUAUCUUGUAGUAAUUUACAGCAGAAUUCGGUUUUACUUAUUCACUUUGUAUUGAAUUAAUAGCUGUCAGUAAGUAGUUGAAUUAAUUCAUUGAUUUUUAAUUCUUAUCCCCAGCAUGUUUAGGGUAUUGAUAUUCCAAUUCUGGAUAACAAUGCACUGCAAAACAUGAUGUGCAUAAAUUACUACUUUUCAAACAUUCAGAAUACAAAAAAUAUACUGAAUUAUUCUGAUAAUAUCAGAAUAAAAGUAUUCUGAAAAUACUUUAGAUUUUAUUCUAAGUCCAUUCUUAAGAAAAUUGAAUUAAAAUUUUCAUAAAUACCAACCAGAAGAUGCCCAAUUGUUAGACCACAGAAUAAACUAGAAUUUACUCAUAGCUUACCUUAGAAGGUAUAAUCAUUUUAUUUCCUCUUUUAGCCUUCCCAACAUCAAGUUCCCUAGUAGUCUCAUCAGUGCCUUUGUAGCUCACCACCUCCACACCUUACUUUCUCCUUGUUUCCAUGAAAAUAGUACAGAUUUUACUUUUCUCCAUUCCAAAUGACAACCCCUCUCUUAAAAGCUGGAUCUUAAUGGUUCUUUGCUUUGUAGUAACAUGCACCAGAAAAAACCCUACUACUGAAAUAUGCAUUCAAUUUGAGACCCACUAAAUUCCCCUUUCAGAUGGUCUCUGGUGACUCAAAGAUGGAAUCUUCCAGAUUUGACAUCAGAAAAUAGCUGUGGGCAUUGUGAAUGUAACUUUGAUUGUUCUUCUCACGGAAGGAAGCUGUGCAAUUAUUAUUGUUGGUGUCAGAAAGAAAGUGGGGUUCAGAUUGCUUCAGAUUUCUCAUUAUUAAUGAGAAAAUUUGGAAUCUUCCCAAAAUAUUUCCAGGGGACAGUGAUAGGAAUGUUCUUUAGUGCACAGAGCUGAGCUUAAUUUACAAACCUAACUGAAAAUUUCUCUAAUGUUGUAUGUGAAUAUGGUGAAUACCAUUAUUAUACACAGUGUGGUUUUGCUGUGUGGGCUCAGGGUUAUAAUUACUCCCUUAGUACUGUGUGUAAAUUCUUGGGGGUUCCAUAUGCUAUCAUUUAGCAUCAUGGAUUUUUGUUUGAAAAUGACUUUUAUGGAGGUAUUUUUCAUUUCGCUCUUAAAUAAGGAAACAAUAAACCCUCAGGAAAAGCAACUUUCAUUUUGAUUAAGAGCUCUUGGUUUUAAGCAUUUGUACUUUUGGCUUGAAACCACAGGCUUAUGCAUCGGGGAGUAUAAUUUUAAGAUAAUGAUAGUAUAGUACCUAAACCAUAUUUUUAUCAGAUAAUUAGUUUAAUAUUUUUUUUCAUUGAAGGAAAACUUCCCCAAAAUACUUGAAAAAUUUCUAGGGUCAUAUGGUUUCUUUUCCAGUGAGUAAUGGCUGAUGGUGCUUGAAGAGUCAGGAGCAUUCAAGUUCAGCUGCUUCUCUAAACAAGCCCUUAUCAGUUAACCUCUUUGGUUCUCUUUCUUUUGCCUAUAAAGUGUGAAGAUAUAGCUUCUUUAAAAUAAAAUAUUGUAUGGAUUAUGGACAGGUGAACAUAACAUUGCAUGUCUGAUGCUUCUUCCCUUUUAUUAAAAAUAACAUUGAGCUCUUACUUCUUGACAGGUUAAAGGCCUUAUAAGUGCAUCACACAUAUUUAAUCACCCUAUGAAGUAGGUACAUUUUAAGUCUGAGAGAAUGGAGGCUUUGAGAGCAUAAGUCAUUUGAUCAAAGCUGGUGGACAGCAGAGCUGGGAUUUACACUUAGGUCCAAUUCCAAGCCCCAUAUUGUUAAUCAUUAUGCUGUGCUUCUUAGAUUUGACACAUAUUACAAGAGUGUUUUUAAUCCAUCUUAAUUUGGGGCAUGUUUAACUUUCUAUGGGGUGAUUUCUCUCUUCCAUCCGUAUACUUUUCUAUAUUUCUAAAGCCUGAGGAAUUGAAAGAACUUUUGUUCUACCGUAUGUUUCAUUCUAUAAACAGUCCCAGACCAUUUGGAAACCCACAUCAUUUUUGAAGCGAGCACUAGUUUUCAGAUCCUUUCCUUCUCAGCACAUUCUGUGCUCUCUUUGUGUAAGGAUGGCAAAAAUGGAAGACUUAAUGGUGUUGAACGUUGUAGCCCAGUUUUGUUAAAGGGAAGAAGGUUGGUUUAGGGUUUAGGAGAUUGGGGUUCUAGUUCUGCCUCUGAGGCUGAUUCUCAUAUGGAGCAAAUUACUAAUUGUUUUGCCACUUUGUUAUUGUACAGUAAAAACUUAAAUAUGCAAAAAGCAUUUAGGGUGAUAGAAACAAAGUGUCUCUGUGUCAGCAAUUGUAAUAGCUGCAAGUGGUUAUUGGAACUAGACUUAAAGCAAAAUAAUUUGGGGCUUAGUGUUGCUUUAUGAGGGCCGAUUUAAAAAAAUCAGAAUUCAGGCAGCUUGUUAAAUGCUUUUAAUAUCAUUAGGCUUCACCUUAGCAUAAUGCUAGCUAGACUCAGGGCACUGCAGCUAGAUAUGGGGCUUGCUGCAGGGAAAUGAUCAAAUUACUAUCAGACUUAUUUUGUGGUAACAGUGAUUCUCAAAUGCCUGUACUGUAUCUAUCAAUUAAGUCAAACUAUAGGAAUGUUACCUCCUCUGAGCUGUGUAGAAGGAGACAAAGUAGGGGAGGAAAAUUGGGUUUGUGAAAAUUAGUGUACUACAGUGGAAGAGAAGAGGAAUGAAAGAAUUUCAUGGGAAGUGAGGCUCAGUAAGGUCAUGCAAAAAUCCUGAGAGUUUCAUUAUGAAUAAGGUAUGUAUUAGUAGAGUCAGCUGCUGAGGGUAUUCUGUGAAUUAACCAAAUUGAGAAUGCCAUGUUCUUGAACUGGGCCAAGUGCAAUGUAAAGAUUUAAGGCAGCUGGCACUGCCCUGCUCUGUCUGGAACACAGUGAGCUAGGGGGAGAAUGGCUUGAGAGAUUAUCUGCAAACAUCUGGAAGUAUAGAUUUAUUUCUCCAAGGUGUGUAGGUGUGUGUCUGUGUGUGUGUGCAUGCGCGUGCGGGUGUGUGUGUUUCAUGGUGGGGGAGAGGAAGGUUUGGGGUUGGGGGUUCUGGUAAACUCAUAGCCUUUAACAGUUAUUAUUUCACUCUGCAUUUUCAGCAUUUCUCAAACUGUAAUCAUUCACACGAUGCCUUCAGGAAUUUUUGCCAUAUCUAUUUAUCAUCUUUAUGUUUUUUAAACUUACUUUUAAAUUUCCAUGAAUUUAAAACAGGAGCUUUAUAUAUCUUUUGAAAUCUCAGGUUUGAUGUGCUAGUUAUAGUUUUUCCUAAUGCAAAUUGAAAUAAGUACAUAAAAUUAACAUAAAAGCUCACCACCUAAAAUUAUUUAAAGAAAUACACUUUUUAUCUAAUUUUAACUCCUCUCCUUACAGAGUGGGAAGACACAAUGCCAAAGAUGAAUGGUUGAGGGAAAAUUCCAAAGACUGGAAAUAGGGGUUUAUCGGUGGAAUUUUCUGGACAGGGUUAAGAUGAUGGAUGGGAAUUAGGUCUCCCUUUAGAUUGUCAGCCGAAAGCAAAUUCAGUUAGUCGUCAGUUUAGUUCAAUUUCCUUCCUUCCUCCCUCCCUCUCUCCCUCCCUCCCUCCCUCCCCCUCCCUCUUUCUCUCUUUCUUUCAACUAUUGAAUAUUUUUUAAGUUAUGUAAGUUUCUAGACUUUGUGAAUGUUUUCGUCCAUUAGUUUCCUAGAAAAUUUUUUACUGGAAAAUCCCAAACUUGUCUCGGCUUCCAAUAAGGGGGAACAAAGUUUCUCCUUGCUCAAUUGAGUGAUGAGAUCUACUUUACCAGUUCCUAAGCCUAAGAGUGUAGUUCAGUUUAAACAGCAUUGAUGAACCCCCUUUUAUUUGCCAGGCACUGUGAUGGAAAAAUGAAGCUAUGGUUUACGCCUUCUCUGAGGCAUGUAUUAUACAUCACUGAAACUGUCUAAUGUUAUACAGCUGUGUGGCAUAUACAGGAGACAUCAACUCUCUGGGUGUUUCAACAAAGGUUUUAGUAGCUGGGAGAGCAGUGGAAGGCUGGGCACAUUGAAUGGAACCUAAGGAAGGCAACAGGCAAUUUGUGCCCCCGGAGGAGCUGUGGCCCUUUCUCUCAGGCAGUCUUCACAGGUGAUUCUUCAGCAGAAUUUCCUUGGGUUCUGCAAUGGCCAUUAUGACAUUCCAACAAGAAUUGUUUUAAAUGUGUGAUUAACUCACAGCAAUAAAAGGGAACCAUCAAGAAUAGUUGGCACUGUCAGAUGGCAUCAUUCCCAAAACAACAAGUUAAUGAGGUUCUGUGCUUUGGGAUCCCCUCUUCUGUUUAAAUAUACUCAGACCCAACCUACAUAACUGGAAGCAAUGGGGCAGAAGUGGCCGGGAUCACAGUAUGAGUUCUGUUGGUGUAGGCAUGUAGACCCUGUGGUGUGAGGGCCUCUCUGGAGCAGCUCUGACUAUGUCAGUGACUCAGUCCUGGGUAGGAGGGGAGGUAUGCACAGGGCAAUGAGAAAGAGAAUUAAAAACCUCAGGCUUAGCAACCCUUAGGAAAUGUGGGAACAGAAUCUGAGAUGGAGAAAUUCCAGUCUCCACACAUCCUCUCAUCCAUCCUCCCAAGGCCAUCCCGCUACCUACCCAUGACUUGCACUCCUUGCACAUUCAGAAACCAGUAGUUGAGAGAAGAUGUCUUCAGUCCCAUGCAUGUGUUGGUCAGUUGAAGGAGAAACUUCGAACCUUAUUCUGGGUGCCGAAAACCCUAACAAUGCUAAUGCUAAUUACACUGAUAAAGACUGCACCCAAUCUUGGACUUCUGGGGAUUUAUUUUACUUACCCACACAACACACACACACAGACACAGACACACACACACAAACACACACACGUUUUUUUAAACAACACACAUUAUUAGCAGUAUUGUUCUCUGAAAAAGGGAAGAGAAAGAACCCCUGGGGAAACUGAGUAUUACUUCAGUCCCAGCCACAUCCCGGUUGCCAGAGCCCACACCCCUCCUCAGGCGUAACCACAGAAGACUAUUUCUUUUGGCUGGGUCUCUGACCUUGAAGGAUCCAGCCAGUCGCCUUGAAGCUUUGGGUGCUAGACAAAAUACCAGCCGAAUCCAAGAGUGAUUUCUGUUUUACAGGUUUUAUUUAGCAUGGCUAAAUUAAAAAAUUUUUUUAACCCGUCACAAGUUAUGCUCUUGAAAUAAGUUAAAAACACUUCACAAAACCACUGUCAUGGUGUUUUCUUAUAUCUAGUCUAAAGCACAUUUAGAAAUAUAAAGAAUACCAGAAUUUAAGGGAGCAUCCCGCCUUUCUCUUGAAAAUGCAGCAAGGUAAGAAGGUGGCUUGAGCUGUGUAUGUAUUAAAUUCUUAGUUUUCUCCCUUCUGAAUGUGACAAGGUGGUUCUUCCUUGGGAAAAUAGUUUGCGUUCAUCUUGGGAGGUUGAUUCUUCUCCAUCAUUUUCUCCCUUUAAUAACCCAAAACUACUGUUCGUUAUUUACAUAAAACUGUCUUUUUCUGGUCUGUUUCCUGUAACCUUUCCCCUCUUAAGAAUUUUAAGAAUUUCCUGAUUUUCCUCUGGGAGAUUUUAUGCCCGCUUUAUCCCAGAUGUAGGACAUAGACUAGGUUGAGGUUUUUCCCCCACUAAUGUUCUUACAUUUGAAAGACAUUCCUUUAACCUUUGAGCAAAUCUACCACUGAAAAGAGGUUUUUAGGAAAAUCAAGUAGUUAAGAAAAUAUGUGAGUUUGGCUUAAGUUUCUGACUUGCUGAAAGACACCAGAAUCCAUAUGCAAAAUGAAAAAGUAGACAGUAGUAUCAGAUAAUAAGGGGAAAAUGUACACGUGUUAUUUUAGCUUUUUACUUGUGUGAUUUUAUUUUCUGAAUGAGGAUGUGUCAAACUGUUUGGUCCUGUGACCCCAUGUCUCGUCUUUGCACAUAUGCUGUCCGCCCAGGGUGAGCGUGGGUGUGGCAGGUGUUUACCUGGCCUUUGUCUUCACAGCCUUCACCUUCGGCCCCUGCAAAGGAGACACUUAAUUGUAUGCAUAAUAUUUUAUCUGCUUAUAUUCUUAUAGAUGUGUUACUUCUAAUUCCUUUUACAGAAUGGGGAAUGUUAGGAAGGUGGGAGGAGUUAGGGUGAAAGAGUCCACAUUAAGAAAUACAGGAUUUUCCAUUUUUUUUUUCCAUAAUGUCCAUUUAGAUUCCCGAGACAUUUCACCACAUGCUUUUGGUUAUUGUGGUCUACGUUUUAACGUCUAAAAAAAUAUAAAAUCUAAACUUUUUUGCAUGACAAAAUGUGAGGAGAAUGCCAAGGAGAGUUUUUGUCCCUGACUUGAACAAAUAUUACAUUGAUUCCAGAAAUCUAAGGUUCUGUUUCCCACAAAUGAAUGUAUCUGAUGUACAUUACUUAGUUUUAUAAAAUCAGAACUUAUUAAGUUUACUAAGUUUUCUCAAGUGCUCUUUCUUCCUAGAUCAAGUUUUGGUCACAUUCAGAAUACCUAAAUUCAUUAGCUUUAUUUUUCAAUAUUGAGUCCUUUUCCAGUAGUGUCAGUUUUGUAAAAACUAGGUCCCUGCCUACUCUAUGUUUCCUACUAUGCUAUGCUCCGUUGACUGACGUGUCCUUUUUUCUCUCUCCUAUAGGAUCUUCCAAAGAUGGUUUGGCUUCCUUGGAGAUUUGGAGAUCUGAUGCCACGAUGAGGACUCACACACGGGGGGCUCCCAGUGUGUUUUUCAUAUAUCUCUUUUGCUUUGUGUCAGCAUACAUCACCAAGGAGAACCCAGAAGUCAUGAUUCCCUUCACCAAUGCCAACUACGACAGCCACCCAAUGCUGUACUUCUCCAGGGCUGAGGUGGCGGAGCUACAGCUCCGUGCAGCCAGCACACAUGAGCACAUCGCCGCCCUCCUCACCGAGGCUGUGCACACCAUGCUCUCCAGCCCCUUGGAGUAUCUUCCUCCCUGGGAUCCCAAAGAGUACAGCGCCCGCUGGAACGAAAUCUAUGGAAACAACCUGGGUGCUUUGGCAAUGUUCUGUGUGCUGUAUCCUGAGAACAUUGAAGCCCGAGACAUGGCUAAAGACUACAUGGAGAGGAUGGCAGCGCAGCCUAGUUGGUUGGUAAAAGAUGCUCCUUGGGAUGAAGUCCCGCUUGCUCACUCCCUAGUUGGUUUUGCCACCGCCUAUGACUUUUUGUACAACUACCUGAGCAAGAUGCAACAGGAGAAGUUUCUUGAAGUGAUUGCCAAUGCCUCGGGAUAUAUGUAUGAAACGUCAUACAGGAGAGGUUGGGGGUUUCAGUACCUGCACAAUCAUCAGCCCACCAACUGCAUGGCUUUGCUCACAGGCAGCCUAGUUCUGAUGAAUCAAGGGUACCUUCAAGAGGCCUACUUGUGGACCAAGCAGGUUCUGAGCAUCAUGGAGAAAUCUCUCGUCUUGCUCCGAGAGGUGACGGACGGCUCCCUCUAUGAAGGAGUCGCGUACGGCAGCUACACCACUAGAUCACUCUUCCAGUAUAUGUUUCUCGUUCAGAGGCACUUUGGCAUCAACCACUUUGGUCAUCCGUGGCUUAAACAACACUUUGCAUUUAUGUAUAGAACCAUCCUGCCAGGGUUUCAAAGAACGGUGGCCAUUGCAGACUCAAAUUACAACUGGUUUUAUGGUCCAGAAAGCCAAUUAGUGUUCCUGGAUAAAUUUGUCAUGCGUAACGGCAGUGGUAACUGGCUGGCUGACCGAAUCAGGAGGAACCGCGUGAUGGAAGGUCCAGGGACGCCAUCCAAAGGGCAGCGCUGGUGCACUCUUCACACGGAAUUUCUCUGGUAUGAUGCAAGCUUGAAAUCUGUUCCUCCUCCGGAUUUUGGCACCCCUACAUUGCAUUAUUUUGAAGACUGGGGUGUUGUGACUUAUGGAAGUGCACUACCUGCAGAGAUCAAUAGGUCUUUCCUUUCCUUCAAGUCAGGAAAACUUGGGGGACGUGCAAUAUAUGACAUUGUCCACAGAAACAAAUACAAAGACUGGAUCAAAGGCUGGAGAAAUUUUAAUGCAGGGCAUGAACAUCCUGAUCAAAACUCAUUUACCUUUGCUCCCAAUGGUGUGCCUUUCAUUACUGAGGCUCUUUACGGGCCCAAGUAUACCUUCUUCAACAACGUUUUGAUGUUUUCCCCAGCUGUGUCCAAGAGCUGCUUUUCUCCCUGGGAGGGUCAGGUCACAGAAGACUGCUCAUCAAAAUGGUCUAAAUACAAGCAUGACCUGGCAGCUAGUUGUCAAGGCAGAGUGGUUGCAGCGCUGGAAAAAAACGGAGUGGUUUUCAUCCGAGGAGAAGGUGUGGGAGCUUAUAACCCCCAGCUCAAUCUCAAGAACGUUCAGAGGAAUCUGAUCCUCCUGCAUCCACAGCUUCUUCUCCUUGUGGACCAAAUACAUGUGGGAGAGGAAAGCCCCCUGGAGACAGCCGCAAGCUUCUUCCACAAUGUGGAUGUUCCUUUUGAGGAGACAGUGGUAGAUGGAGUCCAUGGAGCUUUCAUCAGGCAGCAAGAUGGUCUCUAUAAAAUGUACUGGAUGGAUGAUACUGGCUACAGUGAGAAAGCAACCUUUGCUUCAGUGACAUACCCUCGGGGCUAUCCCUACAAUGGGACAAACUAUGUGAAUGUCACCAUGCACCUCCGAAGUCCCAUCACCAGGGCAGCUUACCUUUUCAUAGGGCCAUCUGUAGAUGUUCAGAGCUUCAGUAUCCAUGGAGACUCUCAGCAACUGGAUGUGUUUGUAGCCACCAGUGAACAUGCCUAUGCAACCUACCUUUGGACAGGUGAGAUCACAGGACAGUCUGCUUUUGCACAGGUCAUUGCAGAUCGUCAGAAAAUUCUGUUUGACCAGAGCUCAGCUAUCAAGAGCACCACUAUCCCUGAGGUGAAGAAUUAUGCUGCAAUUGUGGAACAGAACCUGCAGCGUUUUAAGCCAGUGUUCCAGCUGCUGGAGAAGCAGAUCCUGUCCCGAGUCCGCAACACAGCCAGCUUUAGGAAGACUGCUGAGCGCCUGCUGCGAUUUUCAGAUAAGAGACAGACUGAGGAGGCCAUCGACAGGAUUUUUGCCAUAUCCCAGCAGCAGCAGCAAAGCAAGUCAAAAAAGAACCGGAGGGCAGGCAAACGGUAUAAAUUUGUGGAUGCUGUUCCUGAUAUUUUUGCACAGAUUGAAGUCAAUGAGAAAAAGAUUCGACAGAAAGCUCAGAUUUUGGCACAGAAUGAACUGCCCAUAGAUGAAGAUGAAGAAAUGAAAGACCUUUUAGAUUUUGCAGAUAUAACAUAUGAGAAACACAAAAAUGGUGGCUUGGUGAAAAGCCAGUUUGGACAGGCACAGAUGGUGAUAACUACUCGCAGCAGAGCCCCCUCACUAUCUGCUUCGUAUACCAGGCUGUUCCUGAUUCUGAACAUUGCUAUUUUCUUUGUCAUGUUGGCAAUGCAAUUGACUUAUUUCCAGAGGGCCCAGAGCUUACAUGGCCAAAGAUGUCUUUAUGCAGUCCUGCUAAUAGAUAGCUGUAUUUUAUUGUGGUUGUACUCGUCUUGUUCCCAGUCACAGUGUUAGCACUGAUGCUCUAUGUUGCUUAUCAUUUUGUGAUCACAAGAGUCUAUGCAAAAAAAAAAAAAUUUUUUUUUCCUUUGCCCUAAGUUGUUUCUGGGUUUUUUUCCCCCUCAAAUUCGUUUUAACAAGUUAAGGGGAAGAUGUUUUCAGACAAGGAAGCAGGGACAUGGUGAAGUCAUGUUUGGAGCAGGCAAAGAAUUUAUCAAAGGAUUAAGAGUUCGUUCAGUUGUUCCAUGGUGUUUCUGGAAGUGUUUUGCUUUGCUAUUUUAACAGUCUGUGUAAUACUACUUGUAGAAGAAACGAAAAGUCUGGCAUUAAGUAAUAUUUUUUUCUUAAGAGAAACAAAGAUUUACAUGGAAUUGAGUUUGGUUAAUAUUAAUUUAAUGCUACUUAGUAAUUUUCAGAUACUAUUUUAUGAAAAAGACUAAAGCACACAAUCUGAGAAAUACAAUUAUUUUUUAAUGUCAUAGUCAUGUUGAAAACUAAUGGUUGAUAAGUCCUGAUUAUGGUGGAAUCCGCUUCCUUGGAAAAGCAGUGCUUUAAAAGUGAACAGCAGGGUCAGAUUAUUGACUUGCUGUUCAGAUAACAUAAUAAAAAUAAUGGCAAAAGACCAUUAAAAACUUAAAAUAUUUUUCCAGUAGAAAACAGUUAUUUAGGAAUGAAUAUUUCCUUGAUUAUGGCCAUCUCGGCACACCUAUGGUUGAUUACUUUUAUCCAUUCAUUGGUUGUUCAAUAAGUAAAACAACUACAGAUAACUUAGUUUUGUAUUUUCUUUACAUGGAAAACUGUUGUAGACCCAUUGACUAAACAAUAAACAAUAAAAUAUUUUGUAUCCUGAAGGUGGGUUGCAAUACCAAAGAAGAUGAGGAAGCUAAAAUUUGGAAAUGAUUUUUAUAUUUUUUUAUUAAAAAAAAACUUUCUUCAAGUUUAUUUUGCUAAAUAAACUGAUCCUACUUGUGAUUUUU